AUGGGCAUUAAAAACCUGUGGAGAGUUCUGCUGCUCACCGGUCUGCUUCUAACAGGUGUGAGGUGUGCAAAAGGUGCGUUUGUGUACAGCAGAGUCGGAGGCGACACCCUGCUGCCAUGCACUGGUCUGGUCUCUGCAGACUGCUCACACAUCUUCUGGACCUUCUACAAGGGCGGCCAGGUGCGGUACACUCAGGAGGUCAGCUGGGGACAGGUGAGGGCAGAGUCCGACAAAUCCAGCCGCAUGUCCAUCACAUCCAACUGCUCUCUCCACCUCCGUGACCUCAGGAUUGAUGAUGCGGGCUCCUACGUCUGCCUGCACCAGGGACAGACCAUCACUGAUGUUUACCUCUCACUCCUCACCAUCACUUCAGUUUCCAGAAUCACUGACCUGCAGCUGGGAGGAAACCUCAUCCUGAGCUGCAUCCUGUUCACUUAUUAUGAUGCUGGGAGCUGCAAAUCAUACUCCAGCGCAUUCAGCCUCAGCUGGGUGGCCAAGGACGGGACUUCACUGGCCACAGACAGCAGGUAUGAGCUGACUGGCCAAACACGCUGCAACAUCACUCUGGUAACAAAACUCCAGAUGGAGGACAACAACAGGAAGUGGAGGUGCCAGGUGAACACCACAGAAACUAGCAGAGCAGCAUUUCAGGACUUCACAUCCACCUUUUUGUUUCAAAAUCCUCCCAUUGUCCAGAGUCUGACUCCGUCAGCUGCCAUGCAUUGUCCAGUCCAUUUGCCCAUCAGCCGCAUCGUGCUCUGUGUGGCUCUGCCUGUCAUGGUGAUCAUAGUGGGACUCUUCACGUGGAGAAACGACCGUAAGAGGGCCAAAAAAACUGCAGCCAGCGUCAAGUUCAGGGAAACUUGUUGAUCACUGUAUCUAUUCUUGUGUUGGUUUGGCCCUUAAUCAGGAUUCUCUACUUUUUUGGUCCCAUGGAUCUGGACAUGUUCCAAAUGUGUUGUGUUACAAUUCAGAUUUGGCCCAAAAGUAUAAACUUCACAUUAAGCACAUGAAUCAUAGCUAAAAGCAGGAAGCUUCAUUUGUUUUGUGUGGUAACAGGCUGUACUGCCACAACAGUACAGUUUUAUAGUUUAUUAAAAACAUUUUUCAAAUUUCAAAACCUAAAACUAUUUUGGGUGAUCGCUGAAAUGAACCAUAAAGGUAAGUACAAAACAAAACAAACUCCUGCACCUUGUUUUUUAUUUAUAACGGCAAGAUUACGGUCAUAGCAUUUAUCAGGCAACAAAUAGUAAUGUACAGAUAUGACAGUUUGCAAGUGUAUAUCAUUUUACACAGAAACUGGAAAAAUCAGACAUGAUACUCAGAGGCAACAACAGCACAAACAUCAUUCUUCUGUGUAUACUUUAUUAAAUUUAUAUUUAAAACAUCUUGGAAAUUUUGUAUGUUACUUGAAGUUUAAAAU
Messenger RNA from Monopterus albus (swamp eel), 1423 nucleotides. RefSeq lists its product as uncharacterized. NCBI's taxonomy places the organism in Eukaryota, Metazoa, Chordata, Actinopteri, Synbranchiformes, Synbranchidae. The transcript is spliced from 3 exons. The record is from RefSeq and is a predicted model, not a curated record. Gene Ontology annotation, molecular function: MHC class II protein binding; protein tyrosine kinase binding. Bases 1 to 870 code for a protein of 289 amino acids. Gene Ontology annotation, cellular component: external side of plasma membrane; membrane raft. Gene Ontology annotation, biological process: interleukin-15-mediated signaling pathway; T cell activation; positive regulation of ERK1 and ERK2 cascade.